Molecule: messenger RNA, 1506 nt
Organism: Cucumis melo (muskmelon)
Lineage: Eukaryota; Viridiplantae; Streptophyta; Magnoliopsida; Cucurbitales; Cucurbitaceae
Product: bifunctional UDP-glucose 4-epimerase and UDP-xylose 4-epimerase 1
Exons: 9
Coding region: 382-1434 (350 amino acids)
Biological process (GO): rRNA processing; galactose metabolic process
Cellular component (GO): cytosol
Molecular function (GO): RNA binding; UDP-glucose 4-epimerase activity
Source: RefSeq, a predicted model, not a curated record
UGGAUUUGAUAGAUAGGGUACUAUGAAAGAUCUUAAGCAAUGCUAAAACGUGUAGUGUAGUACUACCCCCCACCUUAGAGCGUUUGAGACAUUGAUGAAAUCAUUAAAUAGCGCGCCAACAAAACCGAACUGAGAAAAAGAAGACGAAAAAGGACUCUCUGUAUAAACAGAUUUGGAAGAUCUUUCCAUUAAAAAGCUCGCCCUUUUGGCGUUCUUAUCCAAAUAAUCUACAAACCCAUUUCUCUUCAUCUCUUUUUUCAAAUCUCCCACUUCUCAAUUUCCCAUAAAUAUUCCUUCAUUCUCUCCUUUUCAUUUCAACUCCCCCCCUUUUUUUUCCUUUCUGAUUCAGUACAGAGUUAGAUUUGCAUCAUUUCUCUUUAAAUGGGGAGCUUAGAACGGACGAUUCUCGUCACUGGUGGGGCUGGAUUCAUCGGCACCCACACUGUUGUUCAGCUUCUUAAAGAAGGGUUUAGCGUUUCCAUUCUCGACAAUCUUGAUAAUUCGGUUCUUGAAGCCGUUGAUCGGGUUAGGGAAUUGGUCGGCCCGAAACUUUCGCAGAAACUUGAGUUUAAUUUGGGAGACCUGAGAAAGAAGGAGGACAUAGAGAAUUUGUUUUCCAGGACGAGAUUUGAUGCUGUUAUUCAUUUUGCUGGUCUUAAAGCUGUUGGGGAGAGUGUUGCUUUCCCACGUAGAUAUUUCGAUAAUAAUCUUGUUGGAACCAUCAAUCUCUAUGAGGUUAUGGCAAAAUAUGAUUGCAAGAAGAUGGUUUUCUCGUCAUCUGCGACUGUUUAUGGUCAGCCUGAGAAAAUUCCGUGUGUUGAAGAUUUUGAAUUAGUGGCAUUGAAUCCUUAUGGUCGGACGAAGCUUUUCUUGGAAGAGAUUGCUCGAGACAUUCAAAAAGCAGAGCCCGGUUGGGGAAUCAUCUUGUUGAGAUACUUCAACCCUGUUGGGGCUCAUGAGAGUGGUACAAUUGGUGAAGACCCAAAGGGUAUUCCUAACAACCUAAUGCCUUACAUUCAGCAAGUCGCAGUCGGUAGACUACCGGAGCUCAAUGUAUAUGGUCAUGACUAUCCAACAAAAGACGGCAGCGCUGUCCGAGACUAUAUCCAUGUUAUGGACUUAGCCGAUGGACACAUUGCUGCUCUUCGAAAACUUUUUACGAAUGAAGAUAUAGGGUGCACUGCCUACAAUUUGGGGACUGGACAGGGCACAUCCGUGCUAGAAAUGGUUGCAGCAUUUGAGAAGGCCUCGGGCAAGAAAAUCCCUAUAAAACUAUGCCGAAGGAGGCCUGGUGAUGCAACAGCAGUGUAUGCAUCGACAGAGAAAGCCAAGAAAGAACUCGGCUGGACGGCAAAAUAUGGCGUAGAGGAAAUGUGUAGGGACCAAUGGAAGUGGGCAAGCAGCAAUCCAUGGGGAUACCAAAAGAAACCUUAAAAAGUACAUAAUCCUUUCAUACCUAUGCGCAAGUACUCAAUAAGAAACCUUACAAGAAAGAGCUUUUACUUA